AUGGCUGACACAUCUGGCACUGCUCAGCCCCCUCAGAGACCUCUCUCGCCCUGGGCAGAACGCUUUGGUGCACCACGAGAUGAAGGAUAUCACUACUGGGGAUAUAGACCGGAUGGGGUAGAACACUCCGGCUUUGCCCCGACAUAUCCCCGUCUUGAUUCGCGCUACUACUAUGACAUUCCUCGAAAUUUGAGUUAUCCUGGGGUGCCAAACUUGGCGGCCUUGGAUGAGUUGUUUUAUUCGGAGCGUACUCAGCAAUUAGAGUUCCAUGGACUAAAAACACGUCAAGCUGGGGCUUUAAAUGACUUCCUAUAUCCUAGUGGCGCAAGGGGUGGACACUCGCUGAACAUUAACGCACAGUACAACACGUCACUUUGGAAUCAGGAACUGAUCAUAGUGGACGAGAAUUCAUGGGCGCAAUGCUUCAAGAGACAUCGAUGGUGGACCCCGGAAGGUAGUCACAAUCCACAGUGGACCGUCGACGACGAUACAAUCUGGGGCCACUUGCGUAUCUCGAUAGAAAUUGCAAACAGAAUUCUUAGGGUGCUGUUGUCCGAACGACAUCCAUGGUUCAAUACGGUCAUGUUCGGCUCAGUGUGCCACGCAAAUCCACCACAGACCGGCAAAGCGCCUGUUUACACGGAUUGGGUGAACGGAUCUCCACCCCCUGAAAAAGGCGUAUCCCAAAUCGGACUACGGUAUCAGAGUGUGAACGCCAGCAGCCCAAGCUCACACGACUUCUUCAAUACUUUCGAACACCUCACACGAAAUCACGUUUUCUCUUUUGAUGAAGAAUCGGACGAAGGGGUGGGCAAUUGGACUCGCUGGGCGGCAACUGGUUUGAAUAAAGACGAGAAGACCCAGGAACUCAUUAGUAUUACCAUUGUAAACGUGUCGAUGAUUAGAGGGCUCUACGAAGGAUCAUUAACACUCCAGGAAGCUAAUGCUGCCUAUUUUCACCUAGCUUCUACGUUAUUGCAUGAAACGAUGCACUCUCUAUGGAACCACAAAAAACAUCCCAACAUAUUUUGCCCUGAACCAUUCAUCGGGGAUGAGUAUGUGUGUGAACUGGGCCGCUCCUUCGAGAGAGCAGUAUUCGGCGGAAAGGUUGAACCUAUUUGCACGCUCAGUCGCAUGAGAGGGGGCCACACAGGAAAUCUGUAUCAUGGAACCUUUUUUGGAAUGUGCGUACAGGAUUGGCCAAAUGAUGAGGAAGCCGACAUGUACCGGUCUGGAAAGACAGACCUUGAUUGGUCCCGCGACGAUAUGCAUGAAAUAUUGGAAAGGGUUCGGGACAGAUUCAUGGCGAGGGAAUUGCGAUACCGGGAGAUAAGGCCGUGGUAUGCUGAAGAAUAUGCCAAAUGGCAGUCAAGUCCGUGGAGCAGGACGAAUGCGAGGAACAUGAUCUUGGCAUUCCGCCACUACCAUGCCGAGAGGGAUAUCACGAAUGUACACCGUUGUCUAACAUGGUUCGACGGAGAUCCUUUGCUGAAGAAGUCUGUUGGGGCAGGAUGGAUUUUCGAGUUCAUUUACUACAUAAUGAUGGGCUCAAUAACAGACCAACCUGUGCCUGCAGAGCCAGAAAUAGAUUACAAACGAUGGCACAACCCAAGCCAGGCAGCAAUCCAAGCACACAGUGCUGGGUCUAUUCCGACCAUGAAGAACGACAAUCCGAUACGUCGUGUCUUCAUUCAAGACGGAGCCGCAGCACGGCCAGCAAUACCACCUGUUUACCCUACAUACGGUCUCACGCUGGCUAUAAGGAACUUGCUAAAUACCUACGAGGCGAAGUACCCAACAUCAAAGGAAUGGGUCUAUGCCGCCUACCGGGCGUGGAAAGAUCUCGUCAUCAGCCGUCGCCAAAACAAGACGGAUUGGGCGGACUUCACUUUUGAGGUUCCAGAGUAUGCGUCGAUCAACAUGGUAAUCAAGGACCAAGACGACUUGGUUAUACCAGAUCCAGAUACCGUGUACCGAGCCUAUAACCCAGAUACAGAUGGCACGUUGGGUCUGGAAGUGUUUCAACCAAGCCCGGGCCCCCGGACCUCUGGAGGGUUUAGUGCAACAAGAAGGACAGCAACUAAGCCACUAGAGCUCUUGAAUACUCCGACGAAGUAUUUUACGGUUUCACAAGCAGCAGAUCGCCGCUGGGUAUUGGAGGACUGCGAUGAUGGAAGUGUCGAUAUCUAUGAUAUCCUCAAACUCUUGAAACAACCCCAGUAUCAGAAUUAUUCGUUUUCGGACGUGACCACCUGCAGCAAACAGGGAUACCGUCUGUUAGAAGGUGACCCUAAUCCAAUUAUGUCCAACCUUUGCGGCGACAUGAAAGAAAAUGGGGUGUCCAAAGGGAAAUUGCUACAAUGGCUGCGGACCGAGGAGGUAGCCGAGCAUGACGGAAAGCACGGACUACCUCUAUACGUCACAUACAAGAGCCAGGUGUUCGACGUCACAGAUUUUGUCGCCGAUACGCAAGAACAAAACGAUCUCGUUCGCAAGAACCCUGGUGGCGAGCUACAAUUUAGUGAACACGAUGACGGGAGCUCGAGAGCGGCGUUGAUUAAGCUCUUGAGGCCAUGUCGUUGUGGGAUCGUCAUGCCGCGUAAAGGGAGGCAAGUUUCGCUCAACGCCCUUGACGUCUUCACACCGAGUAGGCUUCGCCAUCACGACAAUCCAUCAGAUGGCAUGUACACGGCCAUUCAUGGUUAUGUCUACGAUCUUACUGGAUAUGUCGACUAUCAUCCGGGUGGGCUCAAUAUCCUCAAGGAUGUAUGUGGACGAGAUGGCACCUCGCUAUUCGAUAAAUACCAUUCCAGUAAUCUUCUUGCUGAGGAAGACUAUGCGGCGCUAAGAAUCGGUCGCGUUAUAGAGGAACGGCGUGCCAAUGACAUAAGGAGGGACGAGAUUGUUAUCAAUGACGUGGUGUUCAACACAAAAUGCUUCGAGAAUGAAGAUCUACCAUUGCACGAUAUCAUUUCUCCUUACUAUGGAACCAACGCCACACAGCGCGUCACAGGUCAAGAUACAGACAGUCGCAAAACCAGAUCCAAGCUAGCAGCCUUCUACGUCAAGAGCAAGGGACGCAUCGUAGCAAAGCUUCGGAAGACUCACAUCCUUCCGUCCAUUUCGAGGGAGGAAAUGGCGAAGCAUAACCAUUUCAACUCAGAUCACGAAGCGUGGGCUCUUGUUGGUAAUGACGUAUUUGAUAUCACUGUCAUCGAAUCAUCGGAAGACUAG
Neoarthrinium moseri is the source of this 3234-nucleotide messenger RNA. RefSeq lists its product as uncharacterized. The transcript has 11 exons. Gene Ontology annotation, cellular component: membrane; intracellular membrane-bounded organelle. The record is from RefSeq and is a predicted model, not a curated record. Gene Ontology annotation, molecular function: heme binding. Bases 1 to 3234 code for a protein of 1077 amino acids. Lineage: Eukaryota; Fungi; Ascomycota; Sordariomycetes; Amphisphaeriales; Apiosporaceae.